Terrapene triunguis (Three-toed box turtle) is the source of this 1255-nucleotide messenger RNA. RefSeq lists its product as uncharacterized. The transcript has 12 exons. Lineage: Eukaryota; Metazoa; Chordata; Testudines; Emydidae. The record is from RefSeq and is a predicted model, not a curated record. Bases 173 to 1255 code for a protein of 360 amino acids.
CUGGAGUCCCGCCUCCGCCACGCGCGGCCCUGAAAGAGUCCCCGUUGCCGUGGAAACGGGGAUUGUUGUGGUUGUUGCUGAAGGCGGCGUGGUGCUGGGUCGGUUCCUUCCAGCGCGCGCGUGAGCCGAGUUCCAAAGGGACCUGCCCCCCCCCGCACUCCUGGCUUGAGGAAUGAGGAAUAUGAGCAAAGAGCCCUCUGGACCCCCCAACCGAUAUGCUCCUUGUGAAUGGUACUACCAUGUUCCACUGAAACGAUCAGAGAAAUCUGUGAACUCAGAAAUCCCAAUCCCUCCACCAUCCCAGAUCCCAGGUCUGAGCAACCUCGGAGAGUAUCACAAUGAAAUUACAUUUGGGAGCCGCAGGAAAUGGAUCAAAGACACAGACUCAGAAUAUGUAAAGCUGGCAAAGCAAGGAGGCCGACCUGAUUUGUUGAAACAUUUUACACCUAGUACAAGAAAAACAUCCCCAGUAGCUUAUGCUGCACCUGACUGGUAUACACACCACAGUAAACCACCACCAGAUGAUGAAUCUAAAGCCCAUGUUUCCUCAGUGCCUGACUACAUGGUUCAUGAAGAGUUUAAGUCUGAUCAGCUCAAUGGUAACUAUGAAACAAAAAGAGGGCCUUUUGAUUUUGAUAUGAAAAGUAUUUGGCAGAGGGAUGCUGAGGACAAGGAGAACAAAGAGAAAAAAAAGGAAAAUGCUGCUCAAGUUGAGGUCCAUGUGGGCAACACAAAAGAGGUAAAGCUUCCUGCUAUAAACCCCAAAUACCCAAACAGAAUACCACCCUCUACUGCAAAUAAGGAAUUCCACGGGGGAAAUAGGCUUUAUUUUCCACCUAUGCCUGGUCAGAAAAACAAUGAACCAGUAAACUUCAGCAAACUGAUUAGCAAUGGUUACAGGGACGAUUGGAUUCAGCAGCGUAAUGACUGGGAGAAAAAGAUUCAGCAAACCUCAAAAAAUAACGAGCAGCCUGAAGUACCCUACAUUUUCUUCCAACACCUCAAAGAAAAGCCCCUGUUCCUUCUCCAGCUUGAAAACCAGUGCAACAGCUUGUGCCAUUCAAAUACUAUUGAGAGCGACUGGAAUUGGGCAGCCGCUGGAGUUCAGCUUCUCCUUCCAAGCAAGGUCUAUCUGUAUAGAAUGGCACCUGGUGUAACAGCUGAGAAGAAGACUGAGGAUGAACAGUCAUCAAAGAACACCACCUCCCUGAACGAUGAUAGCUACCUCAACGGAAGCAUUGUUCUGUCCACAUAG